AUGGUUGGUAAGAAUUCCCCGCUCCUGCACAAUCUCACACUUGGGUACAAUAUCCACGAUGACUAUUUCAGCACUCUUGGCACAUCAGAUGCCUUGCUGGACAUCCUCUCUGCAGGAGAAGCCAAUGUUCCCAACUACAGCUGUGGAAAGAAGGACAACCAUUUGGUUGUUUUUGAUCGAACCGACAGGGACAUCUCCAUCCAGAUGUCAACAUUAAUAGCCCCCUACAAAAUCCCACAGUCCCUGCCUCAGUCCAGAUGUGUGGAAAAUUGUCAUCCUGGAUUUGUCAAGCAGAAGCGAGAAGGAGAACCAGUUUGCUGCUAUGACUGUGUUCCUUGUCCAGAAGUGACCAUCUCUACUCAGGAAGAUACUGAAAAAUGCACCAAGUGCCCAGAUAAUCAAUAUCCAAACAAGAACCGAGUCCAAUGUAUCCCCAAAAGAAUAAUCUUCCUGUCCUAUGAAGAACAUCUGGGCAUCAUCCUGCGGGACCUCUCCUUCAUCCUUCUGGUCUCCCUCCUCCUUUGCUUUUUGUCCUCAUUUCUCUUCAUUGGUCAACCAAGGAAAGCUACCUGUCUUCUCCAACAGACGGUGUUCAGCAUUGUCUUCUCAGUAGCUGUGUCUUCUGUGUUGGCCAAAACAAUCACAGUGGUGCUGGCCUUCCUGGCCACAAAACCAGGGAACAAAGUGAGAAGAUGGUUGGGGAAGGGCUUGGCCAACUCCAUCAUCCUUCUUUGUUCUGCUGGCCAAGUUUUCAUCUGUGCCAUGUGGCUUGGAAUUUCUCCCCCAUUCCCUGACUCUGACUUACACACCCAGCCAGAAGAGAUCAUCCUUCAGUGCAACGAAGGCUCUGUCGUCAUGUUUUAUCUUGUCCUUGGCUAUAUGUGUUUCCUAGCUAUCAUUUGCUUCACAGUGGCUUUCCUGGCCAGGAACCUGCCUGGGGCCUUCAAUGAGGCCAAGCUGAUCACCUUCAGCAUGCUGGUCUUCUGCAGCGUCUGGGUCUCCUUCCUGCCCACCUACCUGAGCACUAAAGGAAAGUUCUUGGUGGUCGUGCAGAUCUUCUCCAUCUUGGCUUCCAGUGCUGGUCUACUGGGCUGCAUCUUCUUCCCCAAGUGCUACAUUAUCAUCCUGAGACCUAAUCUAAACACUAAGGAACAUCUAAUGAUAAAAGUGGGAAACUGA
Ahaetulla prasina is the source of this 1179-nucleotide messenger RNA. RefSeq names its product vomeronasal type-2 receptor 26-like. Gene Ontology annotation, biological process: G protein-coupled receptor signaling pathway. Gene Ontology annotation, cellular component: membrane. The coding region runs from base 1 to 1179 and encodes 392 amino acids. The record is from RefSeq and is a predicted model, not a curated record. Gene Ontology annotation, molecular function: G protein-coupled receptor activity. NCBI's taxonomy places the organism in Eukaryota, Metazoa, Chordata, Lepidosauria, Squamata, Colubridae. The transcript is spliced from 4 exons.